GUCCAAUUAUUUGAUAACUUUACCUGUUAUAGAAUGGAACAUUCGCACUUGCGCAGUGCAACGCAUGCGUUGUGUGCACAGAAGUCGACCACGGCGUUAGUUUUGGAGGAUCUGAAAAUGUCCCUGAAGCUCCCGCGAUUUGUGAAAUCGUUCAGUCCGUCGUUCAGCCCGAAGAAGAUUCCUCGACGGAAAUCAGCAUCGUUAUCGAGCCUUCACACAUUGGACCGUUCCACUCAGGAAGUAGAAUUGGGCCUUGACUAUGGACCUCCUUCAAUGAACAUUGGAGGACAUUCGUUGAAAUUUGAAGAUGGACAGUGGAUAACAGAAUCGGGUGGAAAUGUAGCCGUCCGAGAAGUAGAGCGGCUUAAGAAGAAAAAUAUGCAGCUGGAGGAGGAGAAUAAUAUCCUGAAAUUGAAAAUAGAAAUUCUCAUUGACAUGCUGACAGAGUCGACAGUAGAGUACCACCUGAUGGAGAAAGAAGUGGAGGUGAUAAAGUCUCAACAUUGAAGGAAUGACAAACAUGAUACAAUGCCUUCCUCAUAGGAAGUUUUUAAGUAGAAUUUGUUUUGAUUUAUAUAUAUAUAGAUAUAUAUAUAUAUAUAUAUAGCACACAAUUGCUUAGUUUAUAGCAAUAUAUUUUAUGCACUAGGUUACAUUAAUUUUGAAUAGCCUUAUUUUUUUAUUACCUACUGUAUAUUCAAUGUUCAUCUGUUUGACAAAUGAUUUUUCUAUUCUCUUCACAUUAAAGUGAAACCUGUAACAAAGUAGUUGGAGUAGUUUUAUUGGAUAAAGUUUUUGGUCCAUGAUGAAACAAUGAGCAAUUAAGCACAUUUUAUUUUAAUAGUUUGAAAAUAAAUGAUGCCUAGAAUAAAUAAAUAUUGUGUAAUUAUUAAUUAUUAUUGAAACUUAUUUGUAUCGAUUCAAUUGUUGUUAUAGUGUAAUGAAUUCUUACUUGAGGGAUUAUAACCAGUAAAAUAAACUUUAAAAAAAAAUCACCAUGGUAAUAAACUCACCUCAUUGUGAACCAAAAGUUCCCCAAAUUAAAUAAUGAACUUUAUCAUGAAUCAUUAA
Messenger RNA from Phycodurus eques (leafy seadragon), 1071 nucleotides. RefSeq names its product chibby 1, beta catenin antagonist (gene cby1). The transcript is spliced from 5 exons. The record is from RefSeq and is a predicted model, not a curated record. Lineage: Eukaryota; Metazoa; Chordata; Actinopteri; Syngnathiformes; Syngnathidae. The coding region runs from base 34 to 507 and encodes 157 amino acids.